Pseudopipra pipra is the source of this 9085-nucleotide messenger RNA. It is a transcript of the gene ZNF638, whose product is annotated as zinc finger protein 638. Lineage: Eukaryota; Metazoa; Chordata; Aves; Passeriformes; Pipridae. The coding region runs from base 2818 to 8859 and encodes 2013 amino acids. Gene Ontology annotation, cellular component: nucleus. The transcript is spliced from 24 exons. Gene Ontology annotation, biological process: regulation of RNA splicing; RNA splicing. Gene Ontology annotation, molecular function: zinc ion binding; mRNA binding. The record is from RefSeq and is a predicted model, not a curated record.
AUGGGUGUGCUCUGAGCUCUCUCCCACCCAGACCAUCCCAUGGCUGCACUGGCACUGCAGCCCCAGCUCGGGGCUCGGUCCCUGCUCUGGGAAUGCCGGGGUGUCCCUGUCCCAGCAGUGCCCCGGCUCAGGCCCCCCCCAAACAAAGCUGCUCUGGGAGGAAGGUGAGCCUCCCCCCUGACACCCCUGGCCAUUGUUUCCUUGCUCCUGGCAUUUCCUUAGGCAGCAUUUCCUGCUGUUGUUUCCAGCAUUUCCUUGGGAAAGGUCACUCGGGCCCCCAGCUGACAGUGGCUUCCUUGCAUGCUGCUGCUGGGCAGUGUGUCCUAGGAUCCCUCACUGCUUUGGGUGGGAAGGGACCUUCAAUCCCAUCCAGUGCCCUGGCCAGGCACACCUGCCAUAGCCCAGGUUGCUCCAAGCCCAUUCCAGCCUGGAUCACCCUCCCUGGCCGGGCUGGGGAGGUGUGAGCUGAGGUGUGUUGGGAUGAGCUGUGGCAGUGGUCCCAGAUCCUGGGGUGGGAUCAUCCCUGCUCCCAGCACACAGGUGACCCACUGACCUGCACCACCUGGAGGUGCCUUACUGGUAAAACUUCAUCCUGCUGGAAUUCUGGUUCGUUCUCUGCUCCGGGAGAUUCCCGACCUGUUGGUUGUGUUUAAAACUUGCUCUCCUCAAAUAUCCGUGGUUGUUCUGGCGAUGGGUGGCUUUGAUAGUGUUCCCUCUCCAGCUGCUUCCCCCAGGAAUGGGCCAGGAGGGAUUUUUUUGCCCUCCAGUGCUGAGAGUUCCAUAGAAACCCCCAACUGAAAGGCAGGAGAUGGCUCGGGGGGUUUGUUCGUGUCUGCUUGGAAACUGUCCUGGGCAAACUUGGCCCCACGUGCAGCUCCCAUUGAAGUCCCACUGAACUUGUGGAGGGAGGAGGGAUAUUGGGCCAGGAGCCCUGGAUGAGAGGCUGGAGUUUUGGGAUUGCUGUCUGGUGGGAAUCUGGUUAUUAUGACUCCCUGUGUGUAACAGGACUGAUGUUUGUCCUUGGCCUGAGCAGUUUGUACUGAGUCCAAGCGAAGUGAUUCCUGUACACACAGAUAGGAACGAGCUCCAGGGACGGAGCUGGAAAACCCUCCCCAGCGCCCGUGUGGGGGUCACUCACUCCCUGUAGGGUUUGUUCCUCGUGCUCCUCAGGCUUCAGCGCUUCAGUCCUUCCGGGUGACGCCUCGGGAGAGUCGCCCCUGCCUGCCAACAGCUGCUGUGUGGAGUCACCUCCCCGAGCCUGGAAAAGCAGCCCUGGGACGGGGCUGGUGAGACGAGAACCUCGGCGCUGCAGGAACCGGGAGCGUCGGGAGCAGCGGGAGCAGCGGGACCCGGGAACGCUGCCGGGAACACGCCGUGACCCCCGUGUGUCCCUGCAGGAGCCAGAGCAGCACCCGGGCAGUUCUGGGGACCCAGAGCGACCGGGCCGAGGGGGGGCUCUGGGGGUGCCUCUGCCUGUGCUGUUGUGCCGUUUGGGUUCUCCUGGGCUGGGCCGGGGCAGAGGGAACCUUUUAAUCCCAGCAGCUGCUCCUGCAGGGCCGUGUUUUGGGCUGGGGGUGAGGAUGCUGCUGAGGACACGCUGAGUUUUGGCUGUUGUUGUGCUCGCCCUAAACCGAGGACUCCCGGUGUCCCCUGCUCGGCCAGCGAGGAGCUGCACCAGAACUUUGCCACAAUUCUGUUGUUUUACUCUUCUUGUCUCAAUCUUCAUCCCUGGAAGUGCCCGAAGCCGGGUCGGACGAGGCUUGGAACAGCCUGGUCUGGUGGAAGGUGUCCCUGCCCGUGGCAGGGGCUGGAAUCAGAUGGUCUUUAAGGUCCCUUCCAAACCACUCUGUGAUUCUAUUUCCAGAACUCUGGUGUUUAAUUUUACUCUCCCUCUAUUUGUACCUGCUUUUCCUGCCUUACAGGACUGAACUCUGGGUGGUUUGCCCCAAAAUAAGACCCAGUUCCCACAGCCAUGGUGCUUUUCUGUGUGUCUGGAUGGUUUUUUUGUUUCUGUACGAUUUUACAGCUCUCUGUUUCGAUUUAAGCUCUUGCUUUUAACAUCUGGGAAAUGGAAAUUUUCUAUCCACAGAACCCAAGCGUUGUCACACCCCGUGAAUUCUUGCAGGGUGUAGUUGUUACCCAUGAGAGUGUCAUGGGAGUGUCCUCCUGGAAGCGGCUCCACAGCGACCUGACACCGAGUUGUAACCGCUUUGAGUUCUCCAUGUAAUGGUGUCACUUCCAGUCCAUCCCAUCCCUCGUCAGCCUUUGGAGAGGGGCUUCACCCUCUGCCUCAUUGCUUAUGCAAUGACCUGUAACCAACCCCAAACUCUGUUGUCCUGGGGCAGUGAAGUGCCUGGUUUGACCCGGUGCUGUUCCAGGUGUCCUCUCUGGCUGUGUGACCUGUGACGUUGAGCUCACUGGCUGAAGCUCGUUGACUUAAUUGCCUGUUCUCUAUAUUAAGGUUUUACACAAAUGAAAGAAAAUGUUUUUGUUUGACGGAAUUUUGAGGUUUUUAAGUGUCCCGCAGCCCCCGUUUUGUGCCUUGGGUUGCUUUUCUCGCCCGCUGUGCGCAGGUGACCAGACGAACCAUCUAAUCCUUGUCUUUUAACUUGCAGCUUUGUGUUGUUCUUGGAAAGUUUCGCACCACUUGUGAAUUCCCUGAACCUUGGCCUUGCCGGCCCCCUUGUGUCGGGCCCUCCUCCCUUUCAGCUUGCCCAAAUUAAGACCCACUUGGCUCUGCAGUCGUGGUCCUCGGUGUCCGGCGGCGGCGCGGCCCCUGCCCACGCUGGGUUCCGCCAGGCAUUGCCCACAGACGCAAUGUUUAGCCCCAGAGGAACCUUGCCCCCCCGGCCCAGGGGACCCAACCCCUCGGGCAGCAAGCCUCCGGGAUCCUUCGGGGCAGGAGGGGCGGCGGGGCCGCAGAGGAAACCGGCGCCGGGAGCCCCCCAGGCAGCGCCCCAGAGACCCCCGGGCCAGGACUCGCUGCAGUGGACGGGCUCCCAGAGGAUCAACGUGCGGGUCACGCUGCACAGGGCGGAUCCCAGGAAGGUCAAGGAGAAGAACAGCCUGCACCAGGAGCAGAAGGGAGACCCUCGGCCCAACCGCUGGGACAGCGGCCCGUGCCCGGCCGGGACGGCCGCGCCAAAGCCGCCCGCGCCGGUGCCGGUGCUGGAGCAGAACUCGAGCGCCCAGAACCGCUACACACCCGAGAGCGCCUCCAGCAUUUUAGCGAGCUUCGGGCUGUCCAACGAGGACCUGGAGGAGCUCAGCCGCUACCCCGACGACCAGCUGACCCCCGAGAACAUGCCGCGGAUCCUGCGCGAGAUCCGCAUCCGCAAGAUGGGCCAGCCCCUGCCCGGCCUGCGCGCCCCGGCCCGCGGGGACGAGCGGGGGGCCGAGCCGGGCGCGGCCGUCAAGGGCAAGGUCAUCGACUACGGGCACGCCAGCAAGUACGGCUACACCGAGGACCCGCUGGAGGUGUGCCCCUACGGCCCCGAGGGGCUCCCGGAGCCGGCCCUGGAGGCCUGCGCGUACAACGCCGAGGGCCCGGGCGCGGACGGCAGGGAGGACGUGCCGCGGGAGCAGAGCGUGCCGGUGCCCGUCCCGCCGCCCGCCGUGCCCUGCAACCCCGUGUUCCCGGCCGACGAGCUGAUGAAGCUGCCCGGCUUCCAGGGCGACUCCUCCGGCGCCCCGCCGUUCUUCCCGGCCGAGCCCCCGGCCAAGGUGUCGGGGCUGUGCCCGGCGCCCGCCGCGCCGCCCGUGGUGACGCCCGUGUCGCAGGCGCCCAUGCCGCCGGUGCUGCCGCCCAUGAUGCCGGCCCUGCUGCCCACGCCGCUGGCGCAGCCCCUGCUGCCGCCCGUGAUGCCGCCGCUGGUGCAGCCGCCCGUGUCCCAGCACGUCCUGCCGCCCAUGACGCCGCCGCCCUUCUCCGCCGGGCUCCUGGCCGCCAUCAGCCAGCACGAGCAGAAGCAGCGCGACUCCGGCAGCGGCUCCGGCGCCUCCGGGAGGUCCGGAGGGGGCCACAAAGGCUUCCACUCCGAGGGGCCCAUCAAGUCCCCGUUCGGGGUGGUGAAGGCGUCCUGGCUGCCCGUGUUCUCCGACUCCCAGAAGAGCAAGCGCCUGCCCACCCCGUCCAUGAUGAACGACUACUAUGCGACGUCGCCGCGAAUAUUCCCACAUUUGUGUUCUCUGUGUAACCUUGAAUGCACUCAGAUGAAGGACUGGAUCCUGCACCAGAACAACCCUUCCCACAUCGAGAGCUGCCGCAAGCUCCGCCAGCAGUACCCGGAAUGGAACCCCGAGGCUCACUCCUCCAGCAGGAAUGCCGGGGACAGGAAGGAGAACCAGACCCCGAAGCACCGCUCCAGCUCCUCCAGCCCGAGCCGGCGCCGGUACCGCCCGGGGGGCUCGGGGUACCCCCCCCUGCGGCGCUGGCGCUCCCGCUCCCGCAGCCCCGGGCGCUUCCGCCGGCCCCGCAGCCGCAGCCCCCCCCGGUACCCGCGCCGGCCCAGCCCCCGGCACCGCUCCCGCUCCCCGCAGCGCUCCAGGGGCUCCCUGAGGCCCGGCUCCCGCUCCCGCCGCUCCUCCAGCUCCGAGCGCUCCUCCCGCAGGGCCAGCCGCUCCCAAGACAGAAAGGCAGCACUCGAGGCCGUCAUGAAAACCCUGGGGCCGGAGUUCCUGGCAGAGUUCAAGAAACACAAAUCACUCCAGGCAGCUGUGCAGGGAUCCUUGGGGUCGGGGAGAUCCUCAUCCACUCAUGGCCCCCCGGGGAAGGUGUCUGGGAGCGUGAAGAAGCCACUGAAGACAAGUGCUGCUCCAAAGGCUCCCAAGAAGGACGGCUCUGCCGCGCCCGGGCCGAGCUCUGCCUCGGCCAAACCGGAGGAAUCGGCCCAAAACAAGGAGGGGGAAGAGGAUGAGGAAGAUGAAUCCGCAGGGAGCAGCAAACCUCAGUCUGCUUCUUACAACAGGCUGCUGAGGGAGGACCUGCUGAGCUGCGGGACCGUCCUGCAGAUCUCGGACCUGCCGGACGACGGGUUUUCCGAUCAGGACAUCAAAAAGCUGGUGCAGCCCUUCGGCAAAGUGAGCGACCUGAUCGUGCUGCGCUCCAGGAACGAGGCCUACCUGGAGAUGAACUACAAGGAGGCCGUGAUCGCCGCCGUCAAGUUCGGGGAGACGCAGCCGGUGCUGCUCAACGGGAAACGCAUCCGGAUCAGCGUGGCCGAGAAACCCCGGGCUGCCCCCGGCCAGGUCAAAAAGACCAUUAAAAAACGAGUUCUGACUGUUAAAAAAACUUCAGCAAGUACCAAAAAAGUUCCAACCACCAGCACCAAGACCCCCAAACCCCUGGCAGGUAAAAAGGAAAAGCUCAAGAAGUCAGCAGUGCCAGGAGAACGAAAGGUGAAGAAAACCCCGAGUGCUGCAGAACCAGCUGAGGAUGGAGACCCCGAGCCCCCGGCAGAGCCCGGGCUGGAGGCUGAGGGAGCGGAGCCGUCGGAUCCAAGGAGUGUCCCGGAGGAGGAUGGAAUCCCAGAGCCUGCAGUGCCCAUGGAGAGCCAGCCCAGCCCCUCACCUGUGCCAGAGCCUCCAGGAACGGGCACACCAGGGGAGGAAUCCACAGAUCCAGCUGGGAAGGACCUCGAGGACCUGUGUGUGGUCCUGGUGUCCAACCUGCCCGACAAGGGAUAUUCCGUGGAGGAAGUUUCCAACCUGGCAAAGCCCUUUGGAGGCCUGAAGGAUAUGCUGGUUCUGUCCUCUCACAAGAAGGCAUACCUGGAAAUCAACAGGAAAGCUGCAGAUUCCAUGGUGAAGUUCUACACCUGCUUCCCCAUGUCCCUGGAUGGGAAGCAGCUCUCCAUCAGCAUGGUGCCUCAGCACCAGACUGUCAGGGAUGAAGAAGCCAUAUUUACUGCCCUGAUUAAAGAUUCUGACCCUCAGGUGAACACUGAAUCCAUCCAUAACCAGUUUGUGCACCUGGGGAAUUUGCCAGAUGAUGGAUACAGGGAGCUGGAAGUGGUUUGUGUGGGGCUUCGCUUCGGGAAGGUCGACCAUUAUGUUGUGCUGAAGAACAAAAACAAGGCCAUCCUGCAGCUGGACACCCCCAGGUCAGCCCGCUCCAUGCACAGCUUCCUGCAGCAGUACCCCUACAGCAUGGGGGAGCACACCCUCAGCUGCUCCCUGUCCCCACGGGGGGACCCUGCCCAGGCCGAAGCUGGGAAGAGAGACCCGAAGAGGGAGGAAGGGAGCAGAGCAAGCGCUGGCUCGAAAAAGUCUCCCGAGGGGUCAGGAGUGGUGCCAAGAGCAGCUGCUGAUCCGCCAGGAGAGCCCAGGGGGGCAAAGAGAGGAGCCACUCCCGCCUCCAGUGGCACGGAGGAGAUCCCAGCGGGACAGACGGAGCCCCCCGAGCCCCAGCCGGGAGGAGCAGCCAGGGAGUCCCCUGGGAGCCUGGCCCGGACGGCUGGGGAGGACCUGGAUCCUGGGAUUGGUGUUCCCCUGAAACCUGCUGGCACCAGAUCACCUGGAGAGAGGUCGGAGGAGAAGCCGCUGCCGCCUUCCAGUGCGGGGACGGAAGAGGCUCCUAAAGGUCCCCCUGAACCAAAGCUGCUGGAGAAGGGAAGCAAGGAGGGGGAUGAAGAGUCGUCUGCCCCUGCCGUGGAAGCACUGGGAUCGGCCAGCAGGGCUGAGGGGGAUCCAGCAGGCCGUGGGGGGAUCCCAGCAGCCGGGGAGGCAGCGGGGGCCAGCCCUGGAGCAGCGUCCCCCGGGGAUGAGGGGGCUCCCGUGGACACGGUGUCACCGGCUGUCACCCAGCCAGCCAACGAGCUGGCUGCUCCUGGGAAGAGCCCUGCUCCUGAGCCUGGGAAAAGCAACCCUGAAACGUCUGGAGCUCCGGUGGCCGAGAGGAGACCCGUCCCUAAAACCAGGGAGGCCCCAGGGAAGAGACUGGAUGUGGCUGGAGCAGAGGAGGGUGUGCUCAAAGCUGGACACGCUGCGGAGGAGAACCCCGGGAAGCUCUUGGGCAAGGCUGGGUUAGAGCUGGAGAAGCAGCUUGGAAAAGCAGCAGCCAAGGCUGGGGCUGCUCUGGAAGAUGCUCCGAGUGCCGUCGGUGGGAGCAACGCGGGAAGUUCGGUCAAAAGCCACCAAAACAAAGGGAUGGGAGCAGCAAACCCCGACAGAAGCCACCCGGGAGCUGCACUGAGCCCCUUUUUAUCCCUCAAGGAGCCCGCUGUGGGUAAAACCCUCCUGAGGGCAGUGGUGUCUAUCCCCGAUAUCUUCAAGGCCAGGGCCCCAGCGAAGAGCAGCGAGCCCUCCCCGGGCAAAGGGGGGGAGCAGAACCCCCCCAGAGCCGAGGGCCAGGCAGGGGGGGACAAGAAAACCCCCUCCAAAGCAGCCCAGCCCGCAGCAGGGAGCGCCCAGGGGAGAGGGGGCGGCAGCUCCGCAGUGGAUGGACAGGGAGGCAGUGGGAGGAGCUCAUCCCAGCAGGAGAAGGACUCCCAGGUGGAAUCUAGGGCUGGUUCAAAACAGAGCCAAGAGGGAGAGAGUGGAACCCCCGGCACGGAGGAGGACCCCGGCAGCACUCAGGGUCCUGGUGGGGACAGGACCAGUGGCACUGGCAGCAGUGGGAACCAGAAGGAGGAAGAAGAGCUGUUCCCGUUUAACCUGGACGAGUUUGUCACCGUGGACGAGGUGGUGGAGGAGGUGGAGUCUCCGGUCGUGCCGCGGCGAAACCCCCCCAGGGGCAAGAGGAAAGAGGGGGCCAAGCCCAGCCCGUCGGAGCCCGUGUCCAAGAGGAGGAAAGGGAAGAGCUCCGGGGCCAAGGGGGAGCCGUCCUUCGUCACCCUGGACGAGAUCGGGGAGGAGGAGGACGCGCCCGCCCCGCCGGGGGACCCCCAGGGGCUGCUGGUGGUGGACGAGGUGCUGGAGGAGGAGGAGCUGUCGGAGGCGGUGAAGGACCCGCAGGCCCUGCUCACCCUGGACGAGAUCUCGGAGCAGGAGGAGCCGGGGGCCCCCAGGGACCUCCCCCCGCCCGCCUUCAAGGAGCGGGACCUGAAGGCCGAGCCCCUGGUGACGGUGGACGAGAUCGGGGAGGUGGAGGAGCUGCCCCUGAACGAGCCUGCCGAGCUGGGCGGCGACGAGGGCAAGGGCGGCACCGACUUCGCGUCCUCGCAGCUGCCCGACGACCCCGCGGGCCUGGUGACCGUGGAUGAGAUCCAGGAGGACAACGAGGACAACCCCCUGGUGACCCUGGACGAGGUGAACGAGGAGGAGGACGAUUUCCUGGCGGAUUUCAACCACCUCAAAGAGGAGCUGAACUUCGUCACGGUCGACGAAGUCGGGGACGAGGAGGAGGAGGAGGAGAACCCUUCCCCGGGGAAGGGUGCACACAAGGAGGAGGAUGAGGAAGACAUCGUUGCUGUGGCAGGACCAGAAGAAGAGGAAAUGGCUGCCAGUGCAGGACCAGAGGAGGAGGACAUUGUUGCUGUUGCAGGACCAGAAGAAAUAGGAAUUUUGGGGGAUCCGAAUCCGGAAGAGGAAAUCUCUGCAGUCUCCAAGCCAAAAGCUCAGCUGGGAUCAGGAGGGGCAGAACCAGAGCCCAAGCAGAAGAAAGCGACUGUUCUGGGUGACCCCACGAGGCAGAGCACUCCCAAAGGGAAACCCAGAGGAACCACCCCAAACUCUCCAGGCUUUCCUGCCCUGGACAUCCUGGUGCCCAAGGCCGGGUUCUUCUGCCAGAUCUGCUCCCUGUUCUACGCCGACGAGCCCUCCAUGAUCCAGCACUGCCGGACCCCCCUGCACCGGCAGAACAUGGAGAAAUUCAUGGCCAAGCAGCAGGAUAACGCCGGGGAGGAGCCGAGCUCCAGGUGAUGCAGGACAGAGGGACCCUCCGGUGCCCGACGCUUCGGGGCCACUCAGUGCUGUGUGUUUGGGUUCCAUUUGUCCCUUGGGGUCGGGGAGGAGCAUUUGGGGUGUGGGAAUCGGAGCUGGGAGGAGACCCCGGAGCUGCUGGGCUGGAUUUGUGUCUCCAGUCACCCGGCGUGGGACAGACUGGUCCCAGUGUUGGCAGGAAAUAAAGGUUCUCAUUGUAUAGUUA